Molecule: messenger RNA, 5817 nt
Organism: Fusarium odoratissimum NRRL 54006
Lineage: Eukaryota; Fungi; Ascomycota; Sordariomycetes; Hypocreales; Nectriaceae
Exons: 4
Coding region: 1722-3017 (431 amino acids)
Source: RefSeq, a predicted model, not a curated record
UUGGUCGAUUUGCAUCGUGGCCCCCGACACUUUUCGCACCUUGGAGUUGGGUCUCGAAUCGGACUUUUAUGUACCUGGACCGACUCGUCAUAUCUGCCGGGUCACAUCGUCUCACUUUGGUAUCACUGUUUUGUCAUGGAGUCGUGAUUCUGUCUAUUAAUUCCUUUCAAUUCUUUUGCUCUUGAAAUAGUUGAUUCAUAUCUCUUCGAUAACAGUCCCUGCAUAAAAUUGUCUUAUACCCUCACACCCUUGUUCCAUCGUCACACUCCGAAAACCGAAACGCGCCACCAACGAAACUGCCCCAAUUCACUCAAUCGCUCAAUCACUCUCUCCACCCCCAACCCUGCCUGCCCUGCCAUUCAUCGAAUCCAGUUUCCCAGUUCAGGACUCCCCCUCUCUUUUCGCGGCUCAGCAGGAGGCAGGAGACAGGACAGGACAGCCCAGGCAGGUUUACUGCACUUCAGUUCGUCACCCCCCAAAAAACACUCACUCGCGCUUUCUCCCUUUCGUAUUGCCUCUCCUUCCUCUUCUCCACCAGCCCGGCCACCCUAUCCAUCCACAUCCGCUCCCUCCCGUCCCUGCCUGCCUGCUUCUUGCUUCUUGCUCUGGCUUGUCCUUCUGUUCUUCCUCACCCCCAGCGGCGGCAGCCACAAUCAGCGUCCGGCCCAUUUCCACCCUCCGUCCUGGUCUCCCAAACCCAAGUCCAGGCCAAAUCAAGUCCACCUUACUUACCUACUCUCGCUUGAUUCUCUCGCUCUUUCUCUCCCCCCAGAAACGCCAACUCGUUAACUCUUGCUUUUUUACUCAUUCUCAUUUUGAUACUCAGUUUCGGGUUUCAAGUCUCAAUUCCAAUUUUCACCCAACUCCUCCAACGUCACUUCGUCCUCACAAACUCGCUUUCACCAGAUCAUUCAUCAUCGAAUCCUCACUGUCACCCUGGGUCGUCACUUGAAUUUUUGCGCCUCUGGUGCACGCCAUAUAAUGCCUACGAUUCCAUGAUUGAAUAUGUUUUAGAAGCAUGUCGCUCACCGAGAUACGAAAUGUCGUGUAUGUCUUUACUCCAUCCAUUAUGUCUCUGCCUGCAACGUCGUUGUAUUCUCGUGGCCGUUCUUCUCAUCAUCGUCGCUGGCGUGACAUAACGACUACGCCGCCCUCGACUCCCCGCUUGCACCAACGCAGCAAACCACACGACAUCGCCUACAACCUUUCGAUCAGACGACAUCACUCGCCUUGCUUGAUUAAAGCUGUGAACAUUGCUGACCAAUUUCAUCAGCCUCCUCUUCAGUAAUCCAGUAUGGAGCGGCGCCAGUACGGUCCCGUCGACAAUCAUCCGAAACCUCACGGCUCUUUCGUCCGACAUAGCAUAUAAGGAGCGAAUUUCCACCAACAUUACCACCCUAACCUCCACAAAUGCCGACUCGUCUAAUGGCCUUAUCACCGGCCUCCUCUACGUCCCCGACCUCGACAACGAUCGUGAGUGCGACGAGCAGCAAUACCAGUUUAUUCCUCGAAAUGUCACCCGCCGAGAUAAUCUUCCUCCUACCAAUUACAAUCUCAUCGCUCUCGCGCCGUGGUUCAGCAUCGACUGUACCCUAGCCUACCUUGCUUCUGCGCGUCUCGACCCCAUUCGCGCUUUCAUCUUUUACAAACCUAACAACUCAUCAAAUCAGCCUCAAGAUGCGGACUCGCCUGUUUGGAAUCUGGAAGAUGGUGGAGCCUGGAUGACUGCCAACAAAUAUCCGAUUUACGCCAUUUCUGGUCAAGAAGGCCAGAAUAUGAUGCGACAACUCAGUUACUAUUCAGGCAGCGUGGACGACAUACCUUAUGGCGAAAAUAUCAGCACACUUUAUGGCCCGAACCCGAAGGAUUAUGUCCGUAUCUGGACUGAACUCAGCGUUCAGGAUGAAUCUGAUAUUCCACCGCUAUGGGCGUUCUUCCUCAUAGUAAUUGGUGCCCUGCUUGCCAUAUUUGCAUUCGUCUCAAUAACCAUGCACCUUGUUCAACGAAGACGACGUAUAUCACUUCGAAAAAGAGUUGAAUCUGGCGAAGUCGAUCUUGAAGCCAUGGGAAUUAAGCGCCUGACAGUACCUGCUACCCAUAUCACCAGCUUCCCUCUAUUUACUUACAACGCGGACCCGGACUCGACAGCGCCUCCUCCUACCCCAUCAUCUACACGACGCAUGCGAAGUAGCCGAGGGUUCGAUCAACGCAGCACACGAUCCGGUGCCAGUGUUCGGAGCAAAAGAUCCAAUAUCGGGGCCUCAGGCGACAACGCUGCUACUAAUUUCCAACCUAGUUGUCACAUCUGCCUCACCAAUUUCGAACACCGAGUCACCAUCAUUCGGGAGCUUCCUUGCGGUCACAUAUUCCAUCCCGAAUGUAUCGACGAGUUUCUGUCAAAGAACAGUUCUCUCUGUCCUAUGUGCAAGCAUUCAAUGUUGCCCAGAGGUUACAGUCCAAGGAUCACUAACGGAAUGGUGCGUCGAGAACGUGCUCUGAGGAAAUUACGUCAAAGAGUCGAUCUCGAGGAUUUAUCUGAGGAAGGUGAUAACACGAAGAUGAAGGACUGGAGUAAACGACUAUUCCGAACCUCACCAUCACCUUCACGACCUUCCUCGUCGCCACUUGUUACCUUGAAGCUACCCAAGUUCAGACGACAACCUGUUACAAAUACAGCAACGAAUGAGGAGGGACGAGUAGAAACGCCACCAGUAUCGUCCACCCCCGCACAAUUCCAAGAACCAGAACCAGAACCAGAACCAAACACUCGCCCACCAGCUCCAGCCCAGAUUCCAAAGACAAGAAGGCCCAGACCUCGACUUCUGAAUAUGCUCCCAACACAGCCAGAGAAUUCCGAGUUGAAUACGGACCCAACGCCAAGACGCGGAAGUCCUUCUUCGUUUGCUCGACAACGCAUGCGUGAAAUUGCAGCCAAGAACGCGCCUUUCGACGAUCCGGACUCUCAAAGGGCGAUAUGGCUACGAGCACUCUCAAAAGUUUUCCCAGGCUAUUUCUAAUUCUGCUUUGAUAAAUCUCAUGGUCAGAAAACAUCUCUUGCAUUUGAUGGGGCAACAUAGGUCAGGCGUUUAUGUCAUAGGCAGGGUUUUGGGAUCUAGGCCGAUCCAUUGAUUAUACGACUUUUUUUUCGGGUACAUUGGUGCAUUGGAAAGGCAUUUAAUGAGGCGUUGGUUGGAUUUACGAGAAUUGUAUAUACAGGGGCUCGUUGAGAGGAUAGGAGGUGCAGAGCAGCGGGCUAGCAAUGGCAUCCCAUCUACUAAUUGCGUGUUGACCAGAAUAGUAGCCAGGGUCUGGACUGGAUAAACAAUUGGGUUUUCCACCAUGGCUGAACGAUCUCUUGUGUAGAAGAAAUCACCAGCCAUCAACAAAGCAUAUACCCAAACAAUAUACAAUCACGAUAUGAAGCAACAUGGGUAGCACUAUCAAAUGACCAAGAUUUUCAUAUUUUAGAUCAGGUUAUCAUAUAUUUCCAAGAACUAGCUAUUCCCCUGCAUGCACCAAUGUAUCUGAGGGUUCAAAUCGUUCAUAUUUCUCGCUCUAGGUACGCUCCAAACGCCAAACAUAAUCAAAGUUCGAUGAUCCAAAUUCCUACGUUCUGGUUUCUGAUCAUAAUGCACUGCUCAAUUCCCUUCACCACGCUUUCCUUUACCCUCCAGCAACGGCUCAUUACGGACUCCGCCUCUAGCAAGUGCAUCUCGAACGCGAUCAUUCUCGGCAGCACGAAUUCUGCUUCUUGCGUCCUCCAGACGUUCGACGCCUCGAUCAAUGGUCUCAAUAUGCACGCUCAGAGGGAUUGGAGGUCCACUACCAAUACCAUUGCGGAGCACCUCUGGCUCAGCAACACGGUCACGCAAGUCGCCCAGACCAGCUUGAAUGCUCUCGAGUUCGAGGAUAAGCGCGUUGACCUGUGCAACUGCCGAAGAACGCUGUGCGUCAACCUGGCGCAGAAGAGCCAGUUGGCGGGAAAGGCUGUUAAGUUGGUUCGAGUUUGCACCGACAAGUGUCCAGAUAUUCCAGAGGACGUUUUCACGACGAGAUGCUGUAUCGGCAGAGGAGCGAGAACUGAUGUCGUAGAUGAGCAUCAGAUGAUCCUCGGCUUUUGUAAGCAGGCGCAGAACGGCCUGCGCUUCAAGGAUAAGGGUCGCGAUACGAUCCGAGACAAGAGCUGUAUGUUCAAUAUACUUGUCUAGGAGAACUCGCUCGUUGAAGAUAUGAUCUGUAGUUGGCUGGAACGGGUGAAAGAGCCACGAAGCCCAGCCAAGAAUAGGUGAAGGCGAGGAAAUCGACUUCCCAUCAUCUGUUUCUGGGGAUAGAGUAUCGAGAUAACGAGAUGUCCAGCGAUUUAUGCUUAUGACAGCAUCAACAGCAGACCCAACAUGGGUGUUGAACUUCUGCAAGUCCGAAGACGUCUGCCUCGCCGUGUCGAUGUAACCGUCGAACUCAAACAGCAACUCAUCGCGAGCUUGUAGAUCGCUGUGUCGCACAAGGCUGCGUAGAUCUCGGAUGGCCGUUUCAGAUCUUUUCAUCUCGAAUGGGAGAGACACUCCAUCAGAGCUCUUUUCAAGAACUUGCUCGAACUUUGACUGCACAUUCAUGAGAUCAUCGAACUCAACGGGUGAUCCAUCGCCUCCAGCAGGCACUAUCGUAUCCAGAGAAGGACAGAACGGAAGAUUUAGCAACGAUGCGCCCGGGAUACGGCAAAGAGGGGAUAGAGAUGCGGCGAUAGAGCGAGUUGCCAUAUUCUGUGCAAUAAUAAGACCACCAAAGCAAAGAUAGAUAGCCAGUAGAAUCGCAAAAGGUUUCUGGGCGUAGCGGAAUGCUAGCCCGAUAACGUUAAGAAACCAUGCAAGUGUAUUGUAUAUCGCCGCUGGGAUGCUUUGAGCGAUUUGAUUUCCAACUGUUGGCGGUGGCUGUUCGCGAUAUUCGCGGCGAUGAUAUUCAUCCUCGGUCUCAUAUCUUGCGCGCGCAUUUCUCUGCUUGGGAGGACUCGAAGGUGGUGGAUUUCCUCUUCUCCUCACACCUUCGUUGCCGCCAUAUUCUAUGCCCAGUCCUCUUAUCGUGCGCUCACUCCUACUACUUCCCUCACUCGCAGUAUCGAUGCGCGGCAUGUGAAAUUCUGGAUCGGGUGAUCGAAAGACUCGCUCUCCGUUCGCGCUCACACUUGCGCGCGAAAGACUCGGCCUGAACGGCUCUCGUAGAAUGACCUGCUCGUCGUCUGGGUCUGCCCCAAAGUCGCGAAUGCUAUCCUGCGAUGCGAAGCUGAGAUUUCCUUGAGAAAAUGGUUGGGAGGGUAUGUUGCCUGAGGAUGUAGGUGGUGAUGAUUCCCCAAGCGAUGGGAGAAUACUUGUGUCGAAACUGUCGUUCUCGCCUUCAACAAAGCGCCACGAGUCCUCGGGUCGAAGCUCACGCUGGCGCGAAGAUCCCAUGUUGUUCACCUUCGGCGCUCGAGUACGGCAGAGUCGCACACGAGCAGGCGUUACGGUCACGUCACCUCAGUCCAAGAAUUAUACACACUCGACGUCCGGUCGCAUCAGAUAGGCGAGAUGUAUGGUGAAAGUGUCGUAUUUAUAGUGUAGAAUGUGAGAUAGCAAUGUGCGCCAAGUUAGAUCGUGAAGCGCUGACUGGCGCCCUUAGCGUAGGCAGGCGGAAGUUCUAGGAGCGGUGAGUCAUCGGCAGUUGUGAUAAUCGUUCACGGUGAUUAUCGGCGAAAGUGCGCUUGAUGUUUCAGGUCGUGAAUGGGCGUCAAAAUGAGGUUGAUGUUGUUAGGUUGUUGUCUUUAUGAAUGAUGUAAGAGCAAGG